AAUAAAAUUAAAAAAAAGCCUAAACAUGAAAGUAAGAAUACAAUAGAAUACCUUGUUGCCUCUACUACUCAAAAUUUAAAUUCUAUUCAAUAUUUUAAUAUAGAAACUUCAAUCCAAAAUAGAAUAAUUGAGAAAGUUAUUAUUCCUAGUAUACUACUACCAAAUAUUAUAGCACAGAAUAAGGCAAAAGAAGUCAUUAUUAAAACAAAUAAUAAAAUUACAAAGUAUCAAGAAGACUAUAAUUCAACUACCAAUCUGAAAGUCAAAUAUAAGCUAAUAAAUCAUAUACAAAACCUUAAGCAA
Molecule: messenger RNA, 303 nt
Organism: Scutellospora calospora
Lineage: Eukaryota; Fungi; Glomeromycota; Glomeromycetes; Diversisporales; Gigasporaceae
Source: the annotation of a GenBank genome assembly